AAUCUGCCAGUCCUGAUGCGACAGAAUCCUGCAGAAACACUUCGUCGGGUUUUGCCAAAAAUCAGAGAAGUGCUGCAUGUUGCAGGAGUGGAAAUGCAGUUAACAGCUGCGGUUUCAUUUUUGACUAUUCUGCAAGAGGAAUCAGUGUCCAUUCAUACGUACUCCCACUCCUUUCUACACAUCAUUCUGCAGAAUCUGGAACACAGGGAUGCAGGUGUCAGCAAUGCAUGGCUAGAAACUCUUCUUGCUGUAAUAGAAGCUUUACCAAAAGAGACUAUCAGACAUGAGAUCCUGAACCCACUUGUUUCCAAGGCACAGCUUUCUCAAACACUUCAGUCUCGCUUAGUCAGUUGUAAAAUCAUGGGAAAAUUAGCUAGCAAAUUUGAAGCUCAUAUUAUUAAAAGAGACAUUCUGCCAUUGGUAAAAUCACUGUGCCAGGAUGUAGAGUAUGAAGUUAGAACUUGCAUGUGUCGGCAACUGGAACAUAUAGCUCAAGGAAUAGGGACAGAACUAACAAAAACUGUGGUACUUCCUGAAUUAGUAGAACUUGCAAGAGAUGAAGGCAGCAGUGUUCGUCUUGCAGCCUUUGAGACGUUAGUGAAUCUACUUGAAAUGUUUGAUGCAGAUGAUAGGAGUCAAACUGUUCUCCCCUUAGUGAAAUCAUUCUGUGAAAAAUCCUUCAAAGCAGAUGAAUCUCUUCUAGUUUCUUUAUCAUUCCACUUUGGGAAACUAUGUAAUGGACUAUAUGGCAUUUUUACUCCUGAGCAGCACUUACGAUUUUUAGAAUUUUAUAAGAAACUUUGCGCAUUGGGUUUACAGCAGGCAAAUGGACACAAUGAUAAUCAACUACAACUUCAAACUUUGGAACAAGAAAAGAAAUAUAUUUCAGUGAGGAAGAACUGUGCUUACAAUUUUCCAGCCAUGAUUGUUUUUGUGGAUCCAAAGAACUUCCAUUUGGAAUUGUAUUCUACAUUUUUCUGCCUUUGUCAUGACCCUGAAGUUCCUGUCAGAUACACUAUAGCCAUGGGCUUCUAUGAAGUUGCUAAGCUUUUAAAUUCUGGUGUGUAUACCAUACACAAAGAACUGGUAACAUUGUUACAGGAUGAGUCACUGGAGGUAUUAGAUGCACUGGUAGGUCACCUUCCUGAAAUCCUUGAACUAAUGACUAAUGGAGGAGAAAACAGUGGAUCGGAAAACAAGUUAUUGUCUAUCCCAGACCUGAUACCUGCAUUAACAACAGCAGAACAAAGAGCAGCAACUUCUUUAAAGUGGAGAACUCACGAGAAGUUACUACAAAAAUAUGCAUGUCUCCCUCAUAUCAUAUCAAGUGAUCAGAUUUAUUAUCGUUUUCUUCAUAGAAUGUUGACAAUCAUUUUGACAAAUAAUGUUCUGCCAGUCCAAAAAGCAGCUGCUCGAACUCUCUGUGUUUACUUACGUUAUAAUCGCAAACAAGAACAGAGGCAUGAGGUCAUUCAGAAACUUAUUGAACAACUGGGCCAAGGAAAAAGUUACUGGAACAGACUUCGUUUUUUAGAUACCUGUGAAUUCAUUAUGGAAUUGUUUUCCAAAUCAUUCUUCUGUAAAUACUUCUUUCUACCUGUUCUUGAACUUACACAUGAUCCAGUAGCAAAUGUGAGAAUGAAGCUGUGCUACUUGUUGCCAAAAGUUAAAUCUACUUUGAAGAUUCCCACUGACAAACUUUUACUUCAGCAGCUGGAAUUGUGUAUAAGGAAACUUUUGUGUCAAGAAAAAGAUAAAGAUGUGCUGACUAUUGUAAAAAGAACAGUGUUAGAAUUGGACAGAAUGGAGAUCUCUGUAGAUGGUUUUCAGAAAAGAUUUUAUGAAAAUGACUUACUGGACCAAGAAAAAGAGAGACAAGAACUUCUCCUUCUGGAAAUGGAACAGUUAGAAAAAGAGAAGCAGCAAAAUGAAGGAAGAUCCACUAAUAUUAGUGAUAAGAUGUUUGAAAAGAAGCGUAGAGACAGUAAAACAUCAUCAGCAUUGGCAAAAAAUGUACCUCUUUCUCUUCCUGGAAGCUCUGCUGGUACAUCAACAGGCAAAGAAAGCAAGAAAUCCAAGUUGGUUCGAAGUCAGUCUUUCAGUACUCAAGCACUACAUCCAAAAUACAGCAACAUAGACAAGUGUCCUAAUAGAAGUGCUGCUACAGGAUAUACAUCUUCUGUAUCAGGAAUGGGAAAGAGUUCUGUGUUAUCUUUUAGUGAUGAUUCAUUCCGGACUCGUUCCACUGGUAAUAAUGGGAAUGCUGCCCUCCCUUCUAGUUCUUCCCUCUCAACUUCUCGCAGUUCAACUAACUCAGCUGACCAAAAGAACAAUGGAAAUAAAGACAGUCAGUCACGAAAAAUGAGCAUAAAAAACAGAAAAUCAAACUCUUAGAUCUUCUGUCAGAAAAAGGAAGAAACCAAAGACUGUUGGAAGCAGCGUUCUUGUGCGAUAAGUCAGGAGCAACAGAUGGGACUCUAUAAUGCCCGGAGUGAAAAAAUGCAUCUUGCAAUGUUAAAACCUCUAUCUUUUAAAUAAAAUUCUAAGUUGUAAAAUAUGUUCAUAUAAAUAAUGUAAUGGUUGCAGAAUUCCAAUGUUGUAGUUAAAUGUUAUGAAAUACAACUUUAGCAAUGUGCUCUUAACUACUGCAGCUAUAGAGACAGGAU
Rhea pennata is the source of this 2666-nucleotide messenger RNA. It is a transcript of the gene PPP4R4, whose product is annotated as protein phosphatase 4 regulatory subunit 4. Gene Ontology annotation, cellular component: cytosol; protein serine/threonine phosphatase complex. The record is from RefSeq and is a predicted model, not a curated record. NCBI's taxonomy places the organism in Eukaryota, Metazoa, Chordata, Aves, Rheiformes, Rheidae. Gene Ontology annotation, molecular function: protein phosphatase regulator activity. Bases 16 to 2394 code for a protein of 792 amino acids. The transcript is spliced from 23 exons.